CUGAGAAAAUUCACUGUCAAAACCAACCAACUACAAACUUGCAAAAAGAAAAGAGAAAAGCAAAAGAAAAACAACAACAAAUCAGAAAAGAACGCAAUGCGGAUCAUCAAACCCAAUUGGGUCAUCCAUCCAGAUGACAAGGGAAACCCACAGACGAUCUACUCGGCCCAUGUUCAUCCAGACGGGACAAGAUUAGCAACUGGCAGUAUUCAGAACGUCGUCAAGAUAUGGUCAACAGCCCCCAUACUCGACCCGGCCGUAGAGGAAACCGGGGAAGAAAAAGCACCCCGUCUGCUGUGUGCUAUGGAAGGGCAUGAUGGUGCCGUCCUAUGUGUCAGAUGGGCUUUUAGUGGUGCGUUUCUCGCCACUGGUAGUGAUGAUUCGAUUAUCAUGGUGUGGCUUCGAUGUCCCGGGCAGUCCAAGUCGUUUGGAUCAAAGACGGCAAAUAUUGAAGAUUGGAAAUGUUUUAAGCGAUUAGCCGGCCAUACAUCAGACGUUCAGGGCUUGGCCUGGUCUGAAGAUGACCAAUAUCUUGCAUCGGUCGGAUUAGAUAGCCUGGUACUCAUCUGGGAUUGUCUCGACUCCGCGUUCGUUCUACUCAAAAGAUUGGACCUUCAUCAGGGACACGUCAAUGGGGUUGUCUGGGAUCCCGUUGGUCAAUACCUUGCUACCCAAUCUGACGAUCGAACGGUCAAGAUCUGGAGGACGACCGAUUGGAAGUUGGAAGCUGAUAUCGAGGAGCCAUUUGUCAACUCUCCCCAUUCAUUCUUUAGGCGAUUGAGCUGGUCACCAGAUGGUACUCACAUUGUCACCCCCAACGCGAUGAAUGGACCCGUCUUUGUCAGUGCUGUGAUCGAUCGAUGCAAGUGGACUAGUAACAUCUCAUUGGUUGGUCACGAGAACGUAGUUGAAGUUGCUGCCUACAACCCCUUGUUAUUCUUGAGGGAUCGAUCCAAACCCAUCGAAGGACCCAAUCUAUCCACAGUCUUUGCCCUCGGAGCCCGCAAUUCGGUCUCAAUCUGGCAUAACUGCAGUAGCUGUCCAAUCGUCGUCUUACACGAUGUUUUUGAUCGAGACAUUCUCGAUCUCAGUUGGGCUGCUGAUGGGAUUACCUUAUAUGCCUGCUCCUCUGAAGGUCGAGUCGCCGCUUUUGUGAUUAACGAAUUAACCACACUUGCCGCGGUGGCACCUCCGGGGGCAAAGGCAAAAUAUCUCGAAACCUAUGAAUUCACGAAACCUGAUCGACGUAGCCAGAAAUCUCGUUCUUCCUCCACCCCGUUCGCCCCAAGAUAUGCAUCACCCAUGCCGCCUAUCGGGCCUUACAGGCCCGGUCGUUCCUCACCUCCCCCUUCGGCCUUGGUCCCAAAUUCUAUGCCAUCCAAUACCCUCAUCACCCAACAAGAGAUGACCAUCAUGCCGAAUGGGAAGCGGAGAAUCAAACCGGCGUUCUUGGGCACCAAUGAAUCUGCCAUUUUCCUCAGCGCCAUGCCGAAUGGCCAUGCAUCAACCCCAGUGCAGCAACCCAACUCGUCUCAAAAUUCACACACUCUAUUCCCUCAGUCUAAUCGCUUUCCACAAGCGACCCCUAGCACCUCAACACUUCUUCCAACGCGCCACGCAGUUCCAACGUAUCUCAGCGAUGACCUGAUUUCCUCCAACUCAGUAUCACGCGAGCUAGCCGAAAUCAUGCAUUGGAAUGAUUUCGGUAAAUGGGGAGAACCGAUAGCCAUGCCUACGCGAAUCCUCAAGAGGGUCCAUUGCAAUCAAACCGAAUUUCAAGUCAAUUGUGAAAACACUCAAGGAGAUAUGGAUGCUGAAUGCUCAGAAGUUGUCCUAUCAUCAAAUAAAACCGACAAAAAAGAAGAACUCUGGAAAGAACGAUUCUCAGACAAAUCAAUAACUGCUGCUUCUCUGAGUACAUCACAUGUUGCUAUUGGACUGAGUGAUAAAUCGUUGUCAGUAUAUAGUUAUGCCGGUCGCAGAGUUAUGCCUGUGAUCGUAUUGGAUUGUCCUUGCUUCAAGAUACAAUUCAGGGGAAACUUGUUGAUGUCUAUCUCGUUAAAAGGAACAGUGAUGGUUUGGGAUCUUACCAAUUUCAAGGCCAUUAGCGGACCUAGUAAAUUGAAGCAUCUGUGUGACUCAAGAGCGUUGAUUUCAUUCACAGCUCUGACCCACCAAGGGGCGCCGAUCGUGAAAGUAAGGAAAGAAAGUCUGUUCGUAUUCGAUGAAGAUCUAAAGAGUUGGACGGUCUUAUCGGGUCACACGAUGGAUGAGAUGAAAGACAAGGAUCGGUUGGAUCAUCGGCAGCUCAAGUUCCCUUCCGGUUCUCCGUUCCUGGUUGACUCGGCCUUGGUCCUGGCAGCAAACAAACCAGAUCUUUUGGGUUGUAUUGUCGAUCAUGUUAGGUUCUUGAGAGAUCAUAAUCGAUUUCAAGUCGUCGAUGAACUCUGUCAUGAAUUAUGGACAGGCUCUGGUUGGAUAAGUAAUCGGAAUAGCAAAUAUCUAUCGGCCACCCCAACCUUUAAACUUUCAAGAAUGGAACGAAUUAAACUCUUGUACCAAGUCAUCGAAGUUCUCGAUGAGAACCCAGAAUUCCGGCCGAUUUGUCAAGAAUAUUCGUUAUUACUCAAACACAAUGACACGUAGAACCACCAAUAUUCACGUACAUUUUUGUGCACAUUUGAUCUUUCCACAUUUGAGCUCUCCAUCUCUUUCUCUCCCAAUCAUGAUAUGAGGUUGGAAGGUUGCGGGAUAUAAUGAAUCCGAUUCUUGUUCAAAUUUAGGACUACUCUUGCUUUGCUACUCGCCUUCUCUCUCUCUCUCAUCAUCUUUUUCUCUUUGCUGUGUAACGCUUAGACAAACUGUUUAACCCACUUGUUGUUUCAAUGUCUUUUGGUAUCGUCAGUCAACCCCUUGUAAUAUCCAGUCAUCUUUUUGCCUAGAAAUGGCUUCCCAAAGGGCU
Messenger RNA from Puccinia graminis f. sp. tritici CRL 75-36-700-3, 2962 nucleotides. RefSeq lists its product as uncharacterized. Gene Ontology annotation, cellular component: nucleus; HIR complex. Gene Ontology annotation, biological process: regulation of DNA-templated transcription; DNA-templated transcription; chromatin remodeling. Lineage: Eukaryota; Fungi; Basidiomycota; Pucciniomycetes; Pucciniales; Pucciniaceae. The transcript has 8 exons. The coding region runs from base 97 to 2646 and encodes 849 amino acids. Gene Ontology annotation, molecular function: nucleosome binding; protein binding. The record is from RefSeq and is a predicted model, not a curated record.